UGUUAUUCAUGCGUCAAUUACCCGGUAUGAAAUAAUAAUACGACUUGCGUGCGCGGAGAAGUGAAUACUCCAGACUUUGAGGAGCCGUCAACGGAUCAAGUAGGCCUGCGCGAUGCUCAGAUAGAGUUCGAAAUUAUACGCCUUGUAGUUAUGAGCGGAACAUUGACACCAGAAUUUGCCAUCCAGUACACUAAAUAUGCCACUGGAAUAUCCUUCGGAUGGCCGCCGAGUUUGAAGUCCUCACGAUUAUCAGAAAUAAUUUUUCGAAUCGGCUGGUGGAUUUCGUACAUCAUCUGCACGAUAGUCGUUCUCGCAUUGCUCAACGCGGGGUACAAACACCGGGACAAUUUUAUGCAUCUCACAGAAUUUCUGUCAGUGGCAGCCUGUCUGCUCCAGGUGAUGACGAAGAUGACAGUGGGCAAGUGCCACUAUCACCGAUUUCAGUACUUGAUUGCGGAGAUGGAGACCUUCGUGGAGAAUGCCAAUCCUCACGAGCGUGAGAUACUCACAAAUUACGUUAAUCGAAUAGUUCCAUUUCACUCGAUAUAUCACAUCAGCUGUUCUGUUUUCGUCGGUUUUUACAUAUUCGGUCCCUUCAUAACGGACCAGCCACUGCCCUUCGGAGCUGAGUAUCCCUUUCCCUUUGAUGAUCACCCUGGUUACGACAUUGUGUACCUGGUGGAGACGAUAGGGGCCAUCCAGUGCUCCUGCAUCGUUGCAUUUAUUUGUCAAGUGUCCCUGCUGCUUUGGUAUGCGACAAUUCAACUGGAAUUUCUCGCUGAAAACAUCAGAAAUGUCAACAAUACCCAGCAACUCAAAGACUGCAUCAUUAUACAUCAGCAUAUUUUAUGGUACAUAGACGAAAUGACGAAGAUUGUCCGGCCGAUGCUGAUGACAGCGAUCAUAGUCGCGAUGAUAUCAGUCCCCUGUGGAGGCAUUCACAUCGUCGGAAAAGAAGAUACCAUUACAAGACUCCAGUUUAUGUUGGUUGUCAUUGGUGACGGUUUGGAGCUUCUGUGCUUGUCAUGGGCUGCUGAGAAUUUAACUAUAGCGUGCCAAGACGUUACGUGGGCGCUGUACAGCUCUGCCUGGAUUAAAAAUUCCAAGGAAUUGAAUAGGUCUGUAAUUUUCGUAAUGCAGAGGUGUCAAAUACCCCCGAGACUGGCAGUUGGUGGACUUGUGCCGCAACUGUCAAUGAGUUUUUACGCAUCGAGAGACCGUGAGCCUUCGUAGGGAGGGUAAAGGGAUAUUACACCGUUCCAUUGUACUUCUGAACUGGACACCAGACCACUGCAGAGGCUUUCAUCAGGUACAGGAAGACAAUGAAAAAUAUAUUAAUGUAUUUGAGGAGUUUUUUGGGAAUCACGAGGGUCAUUCGAGUGACAGGGGUGUUCGGGGGGUAAAUAUCCUUAUCAGGGGUUCCAGAGAACAAUUUUUAAAUUGUUGAUGGAGGUAUUUUGGAAAUGAGAAUUUUUCGCAAUAUUUUGCUGGGAAAUUUUGACAAUAAUUAUCAUACUUUGGUGUCUGGAAUGGGGUUUUUAAAUUUUUAUGGACUAAAAUUGUUUGUAAAAUGCACAAACAUUUUUGGGAAUUCCCCAGAUAUUUUUCAUUUAUUUUUAAUCACCAAGUGCGACGCGAAAAAUGGGAAAGAAGUGGAACGAUAAAAUACAAGAGCCCUUUACGAUACAUUUUUUAAUAUUUCUCAAUUUAUAAAAAAUAUUUUUCCAGUGUUUUACAACAUAACCGGUGAAUAUUGCUCCAAUGUUUUUACAUGUUAUUAAUAUAACGAGUACAUUCACUUAAUUUUUCAGUAUUAUAAACCUUAAAUUCAAUAGAAAAUUUACAAUAUUUGUCAUGACUUUGUUACAUUACGUUAUAAUUCGAUAUCUUGUUCUCUGGCAUAAAGGAGAGAUUAAUCGCAGACUGGCGGGCACCAGUGAUAAUGAUAUGUAGCCUUGAUAGUGUACCCAAACGUGCACAUUAUUCUGGUAAUGUAGCUCAGUUUUCUGCGUACAU
Molecule: messenger RNA, 2016 nt
Organism: Diachasmimorpha longicaudata
Lineage: Eukaryota; Metazoa; Arthropoda; Insecta; Hymenoptera; Braconidae
Exons: 7
Coding region: 151-1233 (360 amino acids)
Biological process (GO): sensory perception of smell; detection of chemical stimulus involved in sensory perception of smell
Cellular component (GO): plasma membrane
Molecular function (GO): olfactory receptor activity; odorant binding
Source: RefSeq, a predicted model, not a curated record